Molecule: messenger RNA, 306 nt
Organism: Linum tenue
Lineage: Eukaryota; Viridiplantae; Streptophyta; Magnoliopsida; Malpighiales; Linaceae
Source: the annotation of a GenBank genome assembly
UUGGGGGACCUCCGACUACAUGACCGGGACCAUUUCUCCGCCAUCUGCAAGCUCCAGCUCACCACGCUCAUCGUCGCUGACUGGAAGAGCCUCUCUGGCGAGAUCCCCGACUGCGUCUCUUCGCUCUCGAACCUCCUCGUCCUGGAUCUCGUCGGCAACAACCACUCCGGCCAGAUCCCCUCCCAGAUCGGCAACCUCGGCCGCCUCGUGGUACUCAAUCUCGCCGACAACAGAACCUCGGGGGAAAUCCCGGCCUCGAUUUCCAAAUUGGAGUGCUUGAAUCAUCUCGAACUGAACAACGACUAG